CAGCAAACAGUUUGCCAUCAACUUUGAAAAGCAACUUCAUGUUAUAUGUUCCUCGUCAACAAUGGCUUCACACGUCAUUUGCAAGUACCUUGUGGUCACCUUGGCUCUUCUGCUCGGGGCACAUGGCAGCGUGACACAAAUGGUCGAGUCCCAGACUUCGCCACAGGAAGAAGGGUCAUGCACCUGCUGCCAAGGUCAUCCAGGUACUCCAGGGAUACCUGGAAUCCCUGGUCCAUAUGGCCCGCCGGGACCAGCAGGCCCAAAAGGUGAUACCGGCACAAACUUGCCUGGACUUAAAGGGGCAAAAGGUGACCAAGGACAGAAGGGAGACCAAGGCAAGCAAGGUGUGCGGGGACAACCGGGGGAACAGGGACCUCAAGGUCUCAAGGGUGACUUUGGCUUUGGAGCGAAAGGUGAUCGAGGAUUUCCCGGGGAGCAAGGAGAACAAGGACCUCGAGGCUUCAAAGGUUCUCCUGGACUUACGGGGCAGAAAGGGGACUCUGGGGGACGGACAUUGUCGUCCGUUGUCGCAUUCAGUGCUUCCUUGGGGAUUCGCUUCGAAGGUGACCAAGGUGAUAACAUCGUUUUCAACGAAGUCGAAACGAACGUUGGAGAUGAUUACGAUGCCCAAACGGGUGUCUUUACUUGUUCAGUUUCCGGUGUUUAUUUCUUUACGGUUAGCCUAACGAGUUUGGCGUCUACUACACGACCAUGGGCCGACUUAAAAAAGAAUGGAUACAGAAUCCUUGGUGUCUAUGACAACCAUGCCGGUUACCACCACCAACCCAGCAAUGCAGUUGUUACCGUCCUGGGAGUGGGUGAUAGGGUCUGGCUCGAAUUUCGUAACAAUGGUGCAGGUGUUGAUGGAAAUAAUAAUAAGUUGUCUCAGUUCUCUGGGUUUCUGAUUCAUGAAAUUUCAGGCUCCAAGCAAACAGUUUGCAGUCGACCUCACAUAUGCUUUAGGUCCACAAUGGCUUCACAAGUUGAUUGCAAAUACCUUGUGGUCACCUUGGCAUUUCUAUUCGGGGCGUAUGGCAGUGUGACCCCAAUAGUUGAGUCCCAGACUUCGCCACAGGAAGAAGGGUCAUGCACUUGCUGCCAAGGUCAUCCAGGUACUCCAGGGAUACCUGGAAUCCCUGGUCCAUAUGGCCCCCCAGGACCAGCAGGCCCAAAAGGAGAUACCGGCACAAAUCUUCCUGGACUUAAAGGGGCAAAAGGUGACCAGGGAUAUAAGGGAGACAGAGGCAAACAAGGUGCUCCUGGGUAUCCAGGGGAAUAUGGGCCUCGGGGUCCCAAGGGUGACCUUGGCUUUGGAGCAAAAGGUGAUCCUGGGAUUCCUGGCUUAGAUGGAUCCAGGGGCCAACCAGGAGAACGAGGACCUCGUGGUCCUCAGGGCUUUGCAGGACCUCCGGGACCAAAAGGGGAGCCUGCAUACGUUGGCCCAAAAGGUGACUCCAGCUUUCCCUGGCCUGCGGCUGGACCAAAAGGAGACAUUGGCUUCCCAGGUAAUAAGGGAGACAGGGGUUCUCCAGGUCGUGACGGAUUUCCUGGCUUAAAGGGAGGACCUGGGCCUAGAGGACAGAAAGGACAAAAGGGUGGAAGCGGUCCCAAGGGUGACCCAGGGGAUUCCUCAAUGCAAUCUGCCGUCGCAUUUACCGCUUACCGCACAUUACCGCUUAACGGCAACAAGGGUGAUAUCCUCAUCUUUGACAACAUCAUGAUCAAUUUUGGAGACGGGUACGAUUCGCAAUCAGGCGUGUUCACUUGCUUUGUUCCUGGAGUCUACUUCUUCACAGUCAGCAUUCAACAAGACCAAAAAAGACCUUUUGUGCAGCUGAAAAAGAACGAAGAACUCAUCUUUUCGAUCUUUGAUUCUGACAGCGGAACAAACCACCAGUCCAGCAAUUCUGCAGCCGUUCAUUUGGCUGCAGGUGAUACACUUUGGCUCGAGUUUGGCGGUAAUGAAAGUGGCAUACACAGUAAUUCAGACAAAUAUUCUUUGUUUUCUGGCUUUCUGAUCUCCCGCACCGUUGAUUGCAAGUACCUCGUGGUCACCUUGGCUUUUCUAUUCGGGGCGUAUGGCAGUGUGACCCCAAUAGUUGAGUCCCAGACUUCGCCACAGGAAGAAGGGUCAUGCACCUGCUGCCAAGGUCAUCCAGGUACUCCAGGGAUACCUGGAAUCCCUGGUCCAUAUGGCCCCCCAGGGCCAGCAGGCCCAAAAGGAGAUACCGGCACAAACUUGCCUGGACUUAUAGGGGCGAAAGGUGACCGAGGACAGAAGGGAGACCAAGGCAAGCAAGGUGUGCGGGGACAACCGGGGGAACAGGGACCUCAGGGUCUCAAAGGUGACCUUGGCUUUGGAGUGAAAGGUGAUCCUGGGAUUCCUGGCUCAGAUGGACUCACUGGCCAACCAGGAGAACGGGGACCUCGUGGCCCUAAGGGCUUUGGUGGACCUCCGGGACAAAAAGGGGAGCCUAUAUACGUUGGCCCAAAAGGUGACUUCGUUGGCCCAAAAGGUGACUCAAGCUUUUUUCUGCCUGGACCCAUGGGAAACGUUGGCCUCCCAGGUGAUAAGGGAGAUAGGGGUUCUCCAGGUCGUGACGGAUUUCCUGGCCCAAAGGGAGGACCUGGUCCUAAAGGACAGAAGGGACAAGAAGGUGGAAGAGGUCCAAAGGGUCAUCCGGGGGAUUCCUUAAUGCAAUCUGCCUUCACAUUUACCGCUUACCGCACAUUACCGCUUAACGGCAACAAGGGUGAUAUCCUCAUCUUUGACAGCAUCAUGACCAAUUUUGGAGACGGGUACGAUUCGCAAUCAGGCGUGUUCACUUGCUUUGUUCCUGGAGUCUACUUCUUCACAGUCAGCAUACAACAAGACCAAAAAAGACCUUUUGUGCAGCUGAAAAAGAACGAAGAACUCAUCUUUUCGAUCUUUGAUUCUGACAGCGGAACAAGCCAUCAGUCCAGCAAUUCUGCAGCCGUUCAUUUGGCUGCAGGUGAUACACUUUGGCUCGAGUUUGGCGGUAAUGACAGUGGCAUACACAGUAAUUCAGACAAAUAUUCUUUGUUUUCUGGCUUUCUGAUCUCCCUUUUCAAAGGGUCUCAAGUUUGGUUCAAGCCUACCGUUGUCGUAUUUCUGGUUGCAAUCCGUGGAAACUUUGCUCAACAAAGUGACACUGAAAGUUCUCAAACGCAAUGUCACUGCUGCCAUGAAUGUCUGCAGCGUCCCUGGGGCACACCCGGAAUCCCUGGCGUCCCAGGUAUUCCGGGAAGCAACGGUUUACCAGGACAGAUCGGCCUGAAGGGCGAACCUGGGAUUGGACUCAAGGGAGAUCCUGGCGAAACAGGGCUGGCAGGGGAAACCGGUGAAUCAGGAAUCCAGGGACCGAGAGGUCCAUCAGGGCAACCUGGAGCUGACGGACAGAAGGGAGAGCCAGGAGAGCCCGGCAUCGUUACUCCAAGCCAGACCGUGGCUUUCACCGCACUUUUGUCAUCGCAUAUAAGUGGGUCAAACCGGGAAGGCGAGAUCAUCGUUUUUGAUCACGUAGAGAGCAAUUUCGGAAGCGGAUACGAUUCGCAAACAGGCAAGUUCACCUGCUCAGCCCCCGGUGCUUACUUCUUCACGGUGAGCCUGCUGUCCAAUUCACAACCUUAUGGUCAACUUUGGAAGAAUGGGCACCACAUUUCGUCCAUUCAUCACAGCGAUUCUGGAACUUUUCAACAGUCCAGCAAUUCGGUUGUCCUGGCUUUGGUGAUGGGGGACGAGGUAUACGUAAAGAUUGGUGAUAAUGCCAACAGAGCCAUAUAUGGUGACACCAAAUAUUCUUCAUUUGCCGGCUUCCUAAUCAGUCCAAUGUAGUAAAACUUCCCUAAUCGCUUCCAUUUUCCAGACUUUGUCUUAAUCUGCGUUGGUUUUUAAGUUUGAUUUGAGUCGAUAUGAGUUUGAGUCGUGAUGGAGCGAACCUUUUUUAUUUUAUCGACAACUAGUUGCGCCCAAAAUGAAUCUGACCUCAGAAACUUUGCUGAUCCGACUGAUGAGGCCAACUUUAAA
Molecule: messenger RNA, 4048 nt
Organism: Acanthaster planci (crown-of-thorns starfish)
Lineage: Eukaryota; Metazoa; Echinodermata; Asteroidea; Valvatida; Acanthasteridae
Molecular function (GO): protein binding
Source: RefSeq, a predicted model, not a curated record